AUGGCUGAAGAAAAGGAGCAGAGUGCUGGGAUGUUUGCUCUGAUGGUGACCUUGAAGAUCGUUGGAGUCCUCAUCGCCCUGUACUUUUUCCUCUUCGGUCUCGACCUUAUGGGUGGCUCCUUCAGUGCUCUGGGCAGCAAAGGAGCCGGAAACUUGUUCACCUUCUCUGACAAUCCUAUUGCUGGCCUCAUGGUGGGCAUCCUGGCUACUGUCCUGGUGCAAUCCUCGUCAACAAGCACAAGCAUCGUGGUUGGUUUGGUUGGGGCUGAUGUGUUGGCAGUCAGGUAUGCGAUCCCUAUCAUCAUGGGUGCCAACAUAGGCACUUCCGUGACGAACACUAUUGUCAGCAUGGCCCAUGCAGGGGACCGGUUGGAACUGGAGCGGGCCUUCUCUGGCGCCACAGUGCACGACAUGUUUAACAUGCUCGCAGUCCUGACUUUGCUUCCUGUGGAACUGAUCAUCGCUGCUAUCUCCGGAGAGGGAGGCCUGCUGUACUGGAUCUCCAAAGGAUUGACGGAUGCCGUCAUGGGAGAUUCAGAGAACGACUUGACCUUUCCUUCUCCAACUAAAGAGAUUGUGGGCCCCUUCUCCAAGCUGUUCCUGAACAAGGACAAAAACACCAUCAAAGCCUUGUCCUUUGGCGCACCUACGGCUCAGAGCUGUGGCGCGGGCUGCACAAAAUACUGUGUGAGCUCAGAUGUGAGCAAGGCCUGGCAGAAGGUUGCAGAAGAUGCCUACGCAUCCACCCUGACGGCGUGCACUGGCGCUGUAACUUGCGAUUCGGGCACUUGCUACACAAAUGCUGGGGACUUUUACACAAACAACAUCGAGACGGGAAGGACCAUCAAGGGUGGCUUCCUGAAAGACGUUGGUGACGUUGGAGGUGGCAUCAUUGGACUCAUCCUGUCGUUGAUUGUGCUUUGCGCAGCCCUGUUCUGCCUGGUUAAGCUUUUGCACAGCCUUGUGAUGGGCCAGGCCAAAAAGAUCAUCAUGAAGGGCACCAACAUGAACGACUACUUGGCCAUCUUGGUGGGUCUGGCAAUCACCAUCCUCGUGCAGUCGAGCUCCGUCACAACGUCGGCUUUGACUCCCUUGGUUGGCAUUGGAGUUCUGCCCGUUCACAAGAUGCUGCCCAUGACGCUGGGAGCAAACAUUGGUACGACCAUUACCUCCAUCCUUGCAGGGCUGGCCGUCAUGAAGAAGAGCAGCAUCCAGAUUGCUUUCUGCCACCUGCUGUUCAACCUCGUUGGUAUUUUGAUUUGGUUCCCUGUCCCCAUCAUGCGCAGGGUGGUUGUCCGGGCUGCUUGCACUUUGGGCUUCUAUGCCUCCUACUGGCGCCUGGUUCCGCUCAUCUACAUCCUGGUGAUGUUCGUGGCAGUGCCGGGCGUUUGCUUGCUGAUUUCCCUGCUUUAUGGUUCCAGUGUUGCUGGCGGUGUGGUUCUCACUAUCCUUGCCGUGACGGUUGUGGCGGCCUUUAUCUACUGGUGGAACUUCAUGGGCGGCUGCUACAAGGUGGUCAGCAAGGAAGAGCGUGACGCCCGCCAAGCCGAGAUCGAGGCAGAGAUGGGUGAUGCACCAAAGGCUCGUGGACUCGUGGCUCGCGCAGAGAAAGUCUCGCGCGGCGAGUUGGCAGCUGUGCACACCUCUGGAAUUGACGACUACUCCACCUACAGCAGCGGACCUUUACCCCUGAAGGGAAUGGGCGUUGCACGUCUGAAGCAGGAGCAGAGUGCUGGGAUGUUUGCUCUGAUGGUGACCUUGAAGAUCGUUGGAGUCCUCAUCGCCCUGUACUUUUUCCUCUUCGGUCUCGACCUUAUGGGUGGCUCCUUCAGUGCUCUGGGCAGCAAAGGAGCCGGAAACUUGUUCACCUUCUCUGACAAUCCUAUUGCUGGCCUCAUGGUGGGCAUCCUGGCUACUGUCCUGGUGCAAUCCUCGUCAACAAGCACAAGUAUCGUGGUUGGUUUGGUCGGGGCUGAUGUGUUGGCAGUGAGGUAUGCGAUCCCUAUCAUCAUGGGUGCCAACAUAGGCACUUCCGUGACGAACACUAUUGUCAGCAUGGCCCAUGCAGGGGACCGGUUGGAACUGGAGCGAGCCUUCUCUGGCGCCACAGUGCACGACAUGUUUAACAUGCUCGCAGUCCUGACUUUGCUUCCUGUGGAACUGAUCAUCGCUGCUAUCUCCGGAGAGGGAGGCCUGCUGUACUGGAUCUCCAAAGGAUUGACGGAUGCCGUCAUGGGAGAUUCAGAGAACGACUUGACCUUUCCUUCUCCAACUAAAGAGAUUGUGGGCCCCUUCUCCAAGCUGUUCCUGAACAAGGACAAAAACACCAUCAAAGCCUUGUCCUUUGGCGCACCUACGGCUCAGAGCUGUGGCACGGGCUGCACAAAGUACUGUGUGAGCUCAGAUGUGAGCAAGGCCUGGCAGAAGGUUGCAGAAGAUGCCUACGCAUCCACCCUGACGGCGUGCACUGGCGCUGUAACUUGCGAUUCGGGCACUUGCUACACAAAUGCUGGGGACUUUUACACAAACAACAUCGAGACGGGAAGGACCAUCAAGGGUGGCUUCCUGAAAGACGUUGGUGACGUUGGAGGUGGCAUCAUUGGACUCAUCCUGUCGUUGAUUGUGCUUUGCGCAGCCCUGUUCUGCCUGGUUAAGCUUUUGCACAGCCUUGUGAUGGGCCAGGCCAAAAAGAUCAUCAUGAAGGGCACCAACAUGAACGACUACUUGGCCAUCUUGGUGGGUCUGGCAAUCACCAUCCUCGUGCAGUCGAGCUCCGUCACAACGUCGGCUUUGACUCCCUUGGUUGGCAUUGGAGUUCUGCCCGUUCACAAGAUGCUGCCCAUGACGCUGGGAGCAAACAUUGGUACGACCAUUACCUCCAUCCUUGCAGGGCUGGCCGUCAUGAAGAAGAGCAGCAUCCAGAUUGCUUUCUGCCACCUGCUGUUCAACCUCGUUGGUAUUUUGAUUUGGUUCCCUGUCCCCAUCAUGCGCAGGGUGGUUGUCCGGGCUGCUUGCACUUUGGGCUUCUAUGCCUCCUACUGGCGCCUGGUUCCGCUCAUCUACAUCCUGGUGAUGUUCGUGGCAGUGCCGGGCGUUUGCUUGCUGAUUUCCCUGCUUUAUGGUUCCAGUGUUGCUGGUGGUGUGGUUCUCACUAUCCUUGCCGUGGCGGUUGUGGCGGCCUUUAUCUACUGGUGGAACUUCAUGGGCGGCUGCUACAAGGUGGUCAGCAAGGAAGAGCGUGACGCCCGCCAAGCCGAGAUCGAGGCAGAGAUGGGUGAUGCACCAAAGGAAGAACCAGCAGCUGAAACCGCGGUUUGA
This is a messenger RNA of Symbiodinium natans, 3318 nucleotides long. NCBI's taxonomy places the organism in Eukaryota, Dinophyceae, Suessiales, Symbiodiniaceae. The record is from the annotation of a GenBank genome assembly.